Molecule: messenger RNA, 4205 nt
Organism: Bacillus rossius redtenbacheri
Lineage: Eukaryota; Metazoa; Arthropoda; Insecta; Phasmatodea; Bacillidae
Product: endo-polygalacturonase-like
Exons: 2
Coding region: 17-1300 (427 amino acids)
Biological process (GO): carbohydrate metabolic process
Molecular function (GO): polygalacturonase activity
Source: RefSeq, a predicted model, not a curated record
UCUUUGUGCAUAUGACAUGAGUGAAUACAGCAGCUUGUGUGGAAAUUUCAACAUGAAGCUAAAAAAUUGUAUAAUAAUCUUCACGAUAUUCACAAUUUUUACCUUCAUUGGUUUUGCAACUGCACAAGACCUACGAAAUGUCUCGGAACCCAAAAAUCCUCAGACCUGUGCCUCGCUGACAGCAAGUGGUUCAGAAGACACCAGAACCAUACAAAAGGCUCUCGACUCCUGCGCCAAGGGAAAAGCGGUCGCACUGUCGUCUGGGGUAUUCCAUUCCGGUCCACUUGUGGUUCCUUCAGGUGUCAGUCUCUUGGUUGACGCUGGAGUGACCUUGAAGGCCCUCACGGACCCUGCGCUGUACGACCUGGGCUCGAAAAAGUGCGGCACUCUGGACGAGUACGGUCUCGGCUGCACGGCCUUCAUCACGAUAGCCAAGGCCAGCGGCAGUGGGAUCUACGGCAAAGGCACAAUCGAUGGACAAGGAGACGUGGUUAUGACUGGGAAAAACCAAACCUGGUGGGAGCUUGCUCAUGUUGCAAUGGUACAGGGUACCUAUCAGAACAACCCAAGGCUCAUACAGAUAAACGACUCCACGGACAUCACGUUGUACCAGAUCACGCUGAAGAACUCUCCGUACUGGACGGUGUACAUCACCAACACGAACGGCCUGACGGCGUGGGGGCUCACCAUCCUGGCGCCGGCGAGCGCGCGGAACACAGACGGCAUCGACCCCGUCGGCUCACAGAACGUCACCAUCGCCCACUGCCAUGUCAGCAUCGGCGACGACAACGUGGGCAUCUCGGCUGUGACCGCGCCGGCCAGACACAUCUCCGUGGUCCACAACCACUUCGACCACGGGAAUGGACUGUCCAUCGGCAGCGGCACCGACCACGGGGUCAGCGACGUGUUUGUGUCCGGGUUGACCUUCAACGGCUCCAAGAACGGAGUGCACAUCAAGACCAACACCUACCGAGGGGGGGUGGUGACCCGGGUCUCCUACGAGAACCUCUGCGUCUGCGGCGGUGUGAGAUCGCCCAUCCACGUGGAAAUGAAGUACAUGCACCAGACCGGGAAUCUCGUGCCAGAGGUGUACAACAUCAGCAUCACCAACAUGUGGGUGCUCACCAAGGGGAAGUACAUAUUCCGAGGUCUCAGUCGCUCCAACGAAGUUCGCUUGAACCUGACGGACGUGCACAUUAUGAAAGGUUCGACGUGGAAAUCGAGAUACGCUAAAAUUAGCGGAGCUGUUGCGGAUGAUGCUGACACGAAGAAACAAUGUGGAUAUUCGGGUAAUGCAUAGUUACGUUUUAUUUAACUGUAAAAUGUUGACUUGAUGUAAGUUUUUGGACAUACGCCAUUGCUAAGCACUUUUUAUGUGGGUUCAAUAUUUUUGUGUCGUCAUCAUUUGUUGGUUUUUUUUCGUUCUCGUAGUACAUUUUUCUUUGUUUUUCUUUGUUUGUUGACCAUAUUCCUGUUACGAAAUAUUUUGUGGUGUUUAUAUCCUGUUGACAACAGCAAUUUUUGCUUAAUUUGUGUUUUUUGUCUUUUGGGUAUUUUUAUUUAUUUAUUUUUAGUUUUUAGUUUUCUUCUACAGAAAAGUGCUUGGCAAUGGCGUAUGUCCACUAACUUACAUUAUGGCAUGCACUCCCAUUGCACAAAUGUUUCAAAUAUAAUGUAAAAUGUGUGCCGUAAAUUAGGGAUUUAGGCACAUUUUAUUUAAAAUUUUGUAAUCUUAAAUUUUUUUUGGAAUAAUAUAUAUUUUUUCAUCUUAUUUUCGUUACGGCCAGGCCCUCAGCCUCUGUUCUCAGGGGCGAGCUGUUUUUCUUUCCCAGCCUAAUGCUAGCUUAGCAUUCUGGCUAAUAUUUCUCCCGCCUCCAGGCACGUCGGGGGCCGGUAACUUUAUUUCUCCACGUGACUACUUUUGCCUACAGCAGCUUGUGAAGCAGUGCUGAGCCCUGCUAACUCUGUCACGAAUCGGUAUAAGGUUUACUAGCAGCAAGACACGACAGGAGGAUCCCGUGGGCCUUGUGUCCCACAGACCAUGCGUUUUUUGAAGCCAUCCCCCCCCUGCUCCCCCACCCUUUAUUCUCAGAAGUGAAGCCAGGAGCGACGACCGCACAGGGACGUUAACCGAAUUCAAGGCCAUCUCAGGCUUGACAGCCGCAGAGACGAUUCUGGACUUUAACGACAUCUAGCGACGGCUGUGGUCACUAACGCCACUUGUGGGCGUCGGCAGCGCCCACACUACCGCGCUCGCGCGGAGGUAACGACAACCUUUCUCCUUCUUAUGUCUCGGGCCACUAGGCGGCACCUCUGGUUACUCCAUUACCCCCUAGCUUGACACUCUCGUCGGUCACUAGUCGAUUAAUUAGUACUUCUUCUCGCCACCAAAAGAUAGCGCCUCAGUCGCGCAGUCACUCCAGUAAGAUCUAUUUUUUUUUUUUGCCAGACACCUUCGGGUGGGCUCGGUAAUUUUCGGCUCAGAGCCUACCCCCCUUCCAUUCUCUAGAGACCCCGUGCUUAUUAUAUACUGACGAUACCCCACUCUGAAGUGACUUCGGUGCGCGCCUCCUGACUGACUGGUAGGUACCGUUUGUAACUGCGAACUUCGGCGAAUCAUCGACAUCGCAUCGUAUAUUAUGUAGUCUUCUCAGACUAGAGGGAUGAAGUCCUAUCUAAAAUUAAGAGUAACCAGUCAGUAGUUUAGUUAAAAGGAGAGAAACUUAGUAUUUUUUUAUAUUUAUUUUUUUAAUUAAUCAUGAAGACUUCCGUGUAUACCGCGAAUCAUGGUUCGGGUUUUCGGAGACGAGACGCCCUCUCCUGAGCGCCAGGAGCAACACCCUGUUUUGGUAAGUCUUGACAUCAUCCCCCCUUUAAUUUCCCUCUAUUGGCCUUUUGCGCCAUUUAAGUACUUAUACUGUCUGGAAACAGGUCUGAUUCUUUUGAAUUUGGACAUCUGUUUCAGACAGGGUUCCAAUUUUGGGGCAACCAAAAUCCUCUGCCAGAACCUCUGGAAUCGGAUCCUGAGCAUAAUCCAUCAUCUUUAGGCCUACUACCUCGAUCACCAUCUACCUACAGCCCCGGGUGAUACCCGCAUAAUUCUAUCAUUUUAUUCACGAACUCAAAAAUAGUGUGACCCAGUUAAGACAGCGGACAGUUAAAGCAGUUUGAAAAGAGGAAAUUUAUAUAAUGUUUUGCAAGGACUAUACUUACAACCAUUAAAGUUACCGAUGUUAAUUUCAUUCAUGUUUUUAAAUAUUGUAAUUUUUGUUAUACAUUCAGGGCCGGCCCUCUCGUAAAUAACGUUAAGGAAUAUCAUAUAAUAAGUGUAAUUGUGAGGAAUUUAUGUUACAUCACUUAUCAAUGAAAAACAGAUGUUACAAAGGAAUAUUUAAUCUAUAAAAAAAAGAACAAUGAUUAAUAAAAUAAGGAAGUAUAUAGACGUAACUGUUGUUUUUAUUUAAUUAAUCUAUAAUAAUGAUCCCUUUUUCUCCCUAGUGUUCGUAGGGAGUCUCUAAAUUUGCUUUGUUUACUCCUAGUGUCGCCUCUGUUGUUGACUUUUUAUAGUUAUUAAUUGAGGGCCCCAGUAUUCAGAGUUUCCAAAUCUUUUUACCUUCUUAUUUAAUUAUUCUUUAAGACACUUGGGGUAUUACAAAAUGGUAGCAGAGCGUGGUUACGAUCCACGGACCUCUGGGUUAUGGGCCCAGCACGCUUCCAAGGUCACCUACACUUGGCCUAUUUCCGAAAUCAUUGCGCACCCCUCUCACCCCACCCAACCAAUGUACCUUCCACCAAACAUGGCGGGAAUGUUUAACCCAUACCUCCAGUUCCAGUCAGCAUUUUCAUCCUUCCAGACCACCCCAGAACUCCACACUCCCUUUGCGGCCGUUGGCACGCAAAUCUCACCCCUACCUCAGGUAAGUGCAUCUAGCACCGCGAGUUCACUUGCACAGUCCACCGCCAUGACAGCUAUUCCCCAACCUGACCUACAAAUUCCCCAAGUCAGUCCUUCAACCUCGUACCUCCCUCUGGCACUUACAGCACAAAUGUUGAGUAAGAAAAUUAUUAGUCAGAAUGUAAAGAAAAAAAUAUAACUAAAAAAAAGGACUUGAACUCAUUCAGAUUAUAUUAUUUAAUAUUUUCAAAAAAUGGAAUUUUUCACGUAAUUAUUUAAAGUGGCUGUUAAUUAAACAUAGAUAUCAUUA